AUGAUCAUCGAUGGUGGCAGCAGCGAGAAUAUUGUCUCUUCAGCACUGGUCCACGCCAUGAAGUUGAAGACGGACAAACACCUGUCGCCUUACAAGAUCGGGCGGAUCAAGAAAGGUGCAGAAAUAAGAGUGGAUAAGGUUUGUAGGGUGCCAUUGUCCAUUGGGCGGUACUACAAGGACGAGGUAGUGUGCGACGUGGUCGACAUGAAUGCAUGUCAUAUGCUACUCGGACAUCCGUGGCAAUAUGACACAGACGUGACGUAUAGGGGUCGAGAUAACACUUACCUAUUUCGAUGGCACGGUAAGAAAAUUCUUCUAGUGCCGAUGAAUGAAAGACCUACUCCCAAAGCUUCUAAAGUGGAGGAAAAAUCUUUCCUCAUGGUCCCAGAAGAGCAGUUUGUGGAAGAUCUCAAGGAGACUAACGAGAUCGUGGUGUUGGUCGACAAAGGAGAGGACACCCCUACCCCACAACAAGUACCGAAAGACUUUAGUGUGAUGAACCAGAUUUUGAACAUCUGCAUCAUUGAAGAGAACAAUACCGGCAAUGCAACAGCCACCCUCAUGGCUAGCCUCGCGCCAAAAGCCAAGAUGCUCAGGGGUGGCAGGUGGAAAGAGGAGGAACCGGCUAUUCUUGCCCUAGAGGACAUUAUUAGCAUCAAGCAUGGGGAUAUCAUCCCCGCGGAUGCCCGUCUCCUUGAUGGAGAUCUACUGAAAAUUGAUCAGUCUGCCCAUACUGAAGAAUCGCUAUCUGUUGCCAAAGGUUCAGGUGAUGGUGUAUACUCUGGUUCCAUAUGCAAGCAAGGUGAGAUCGAGGUUGUCGUUAUUGCUAUGGGUGUUUAAACUUUCUUUGGCAAGGUUGCCCAUCUUGUAGACUCGACGAACCAAGUUGGUCACUUCCAAAAGGUCUUGACUGCAACGGGAAUGUGUAUCAAGAUUAUUGUUAUGCAUCCAAUCCAAGACAGGGCCUAUCUCCCUGAAAUUGAUAAUCUCUUGGUUCUGCUUAUUGGAGGGAACCUCAUAGCCAUGCCCAUAGUUCUGGCUGUGAUGAUGGCUAUUGGCUCUCAUGCCUGGCUCAGCAGGGGCCAGGGAGCCAUUACAAAGAGAAGGACUGUAAUUGAAGAAAUGGCCAAUGUGGAUGUUCUUUGCUGUGACGAAAGAGGAACUCUUACUCUGAACAAGCUAACAGUGGACAACAACUUUAUUGAGGUUUUUGCAAAUGGUGUAACCUUAGACACUGUAAUUCUAAUGGCUGCUAGAGCCUCAAAAACUGAGAAGCCGUUGUAUCCAAACAUUAACUCGAGGGCGAGUUAUCUUCAAGUGGAGGGGACUAAUGCAGGACAGAUUUCUUCCACGGAACAGAGCUGUGGAACAGAGGAAUCGAGCGAGGACAUUGCAGUUAUGAAGAUUUGA
This is a messenger RNA of Phoenix dactylifera (date palm), 1410 nucleotides long. RefSeq names its product plasma membrane ATPase 1. Gene Ontology annotation, cellular component: membrane. The record is from RefSeq and is a predicted model, not a curated record. NCBI's taxonomy places the organism in Eukaryota, Viridiplantae, Streptophyta, Magnoliopsida, Arecales, Arecaceae. Gene Ontology annotation, molecular function: ATP binding; ATP hydrolysis activity; transporter activity.